CGUGGUUCAGUUUGCUGUGCAAAGUCCAGGGGAGAUAACCACGCUGUGCACACAUGAGAUUGGCUGACUUGGCAGGACUGUGCAAUUGUCAAAAGGCCAUGGGGAGUGGGGGCCAGUGCCUGCACCCUACCCUGCCUCUCUCACAGGCCCUUAGAGCGUCGCCAGGUGCAGAGCCCCACAGCUCUCUUUCCCAAGGAGUAAUCAGAGGGUGAGAACCUGGAGCCUGGUGGACAGGUGAAAGCACUGGGAUCUUUCUGCUCAGAAAGGGGAAAGUUGCACAUUUAUAUCCUAGAGGGAAGCGACAGCGGUGCUCCUCCCUGUGCUGAGGUACAGGAGCCAUGUGGCUAGAAAUCCUCCUCACUUCAGUGCUGGGCUUUGCCAUCUACUGGUUCAUCUCCUGGGACAAAGAAGAAACUUUGCCACUUGAAGAUGGGUGGUGGGGGCCGGGCACGAGGUCCGCAGCCAGGGAGGACGACAGCAUCCGCCCUUUCAAGGUGGAAACAUCAGAUGAGGAGAUCCACGACUUACACCAGAGGAUCGAUAAGUUCCGUUUCACCCCACCUUUGGAGGACAGCUGCUUCCACUAUGGCUUCAACUCCAACUACCUGAAGAAAGUCAUCUCCUACUGGAGGAAUGGAUUUGACUGGAAGAAGCAGGUGGAGAUUCUCAACAGAUACCCUCACUUCAAGACUAAGAUUGAAGGGCUGGACAUCCACUUCAUCCACGUGAAGCCCCCCCAGCUGCCCGCAGGCCGCACCCCGAAGCCCUUGCUGAUGGUGCACGGCUGGCCCGGCUCUUUCUACGAGUUUUAUAAGAUCAUCCCACUCCUGACUGACCCCAAGAACCAUGGCCUGAGCGAUGAGCACGUUUUUGAAGUCAUCUGCCCUUCCAUCCCUGGCUAUGGCUUCUCAGAGGCAUCCUCCAAGAAGGGGUUCAACUCGGUGGCCACCGCCAGGAUCUUUUACAAGCUGAUGCUGCGGUUGGGCUUCCAGGAAUUCUACAUUCAAGGAGGGGACUGGGGGUCCCUGAUCUGCACUAAUAUGGCCCAGCUGGUGCCCAGCCACGUGAAAGGCCUGCACUUGAACAUGGCUUUGGUGUUAAGCAACCUCUCUACCCUGACACUCCUCCUGGGACGGCGUUUUGGGAGGUUUCUUGGCCUCACUGAGAGGGAUGUGGAGCUGCUGUACCCCGUCAAGGAGAAGGUCCUCUACAGCCUGAUGAGGGAGAGCGGCUACAUGCACAUCCAGUGCACCAAGCCCGACACCGUCGGCUCUGCUCUGAAUGACUCUCCGGUGGGUCUGGCUGCCUAUAUUCUAGAGAAGUUUUCCACCUGGACCAAUACAGAAUUCCGAUACCUGGAGGAUGGAGGCCUGGAAAGGAAGUUCUCCCUGGACGACCUGCUGACCAACGUCAUGCUCUACUGGACAACAGGAACCAUCAUCUCCUCCCAGCGCUUCUACAAGGAGAACCUGGGCCAGGGCUGGAGGACCCAGAAGCAUGAGCGGAUGAAGGUCUACGUGCCCACUGGCUUCUCUGCCUUCCCUUUUGAGCUACUGCACACGCCUGAAAAGUGGGUGAGGUUCAAGUACCCAAAGCUCAUCUCCUAUUCGUACAUGGUUCGUGGGGGCCACUUUGCGGCCUUGGAGGAGCCGGAGCUGCUUGCCCACGACAUCCGCAAGUUCCUGUCGGUGCUGGAGCGGCAGUGACGCACCGACCCCCCGCCCCGCCACCUCCCGCCACAAGUGCCCUCCAGGCUUUUCUUGGGGAAGAUACCCCUUUUCUGAGGAAUGAGUUUGCCUCCGUCCCCUGCCCAUGGUUGGAGCCCACGCUCACCCCCUCACCCCUCCAAGCUCACUCCCCAACCCCCAACUCUGUGUGGUAAGCAACAUGGCUUUGAUGAUAAAUGACUUUACUUCUAA
Pongo pygmaeus (Bornean orangutan) is the source of this 1919-nucleotide messenger RNA. Its product is annotated as epoxide hydrolase 1. The transcript has 9 exons. The coding region runs from base 339 to 1706 and encodes 455 amino acids. Gene Ontology annotation, molecular function: epoxide hydrolase activity. Gene Ontology annotation, biological process: arachidonate metabolic process; epoxide metabolic process. NCBI's taxonomy places the organism in Eukaryota, Metazoa, Chordata, Mammalia, Primates, Hominidae. The record is from RefSeq and is a predicted model, not a curated record.